Varanus komodoensis (Komodo dragon) is the source of this 9736-nucleotide messenger RNA. It is a transcript of the gene SYNRG, whose product is annotated as synergin gamma. The transcript is spliced from 23 exons. Gene Ontology annotation, cellular component: clathrin coat of trans-Golgi network vesicle. The record is from RefSeq and is a predicted model, not a curated record. Lineage: Eukaryota; Metazoa; Chordata; Lepidosauria; Squamata; Varanidae. Gene Ontology annotation, molecular function: protein binding. Bases 53 to 4210 code for a protein of 1385 amino acids.
CGCCGCCGCGGCCGCCGGAGGAGGGAGCAGCUCGGCCGGCUCCGCCAGCUUCAUGUUUCCUGUAACUGGUGGACUUGGCCCUCAGGGGAUGUUUCCAAUACAACAGCAAGGCUUUCCAAUGGUAUCCGUCAUGCAGCACAACAUGCAGGGCAUGAUGGGAAUGAAUUACGGCUCUCAGAUGCCUCCCGGAACGAUGGCCAUGCAGGGUGGCAUGCCUUUGGGUCCUAUGCCUGCAUCUGGGAUGCAAUUCAUGGGGCAGGCUCCCUUCCUAGGAAUGCGCGCUGCAGCUCCCCAGUACACGCCCGAUAUGAGGAAGCAGUAUGCCGAAGAACAGCAGAAACGAUUUGAACACCAGCAAAAGUUUUUGGAAGAAGAAAGGAAAAGGCGCCAGUUUGAAGAACAGAAACAAAAGCUGAGGCUUUUAAGCAGUGUGAAACCAAAGAUGGGUGAGAAAAGCAGAGAUGAUGCACUAGAGGCCAUUAAAGGGAACCUGGAUGGCUUUUCCAGAGAUGCUAAACUCCACCCCACGCCAACGUCACAUCCAAAAAAUGCAGAUCAUCCCACACCAUCCCAUUCCACUGUGCCUGUCUCCCAAAACUCUGCCUUUCUUGACGACGAGGAAUUUAGUGACUUUAUACAGGGGCCUGUUGAAACCCCACCAUUCGGGCCUCCAACCUCUUCCCAGCCUUUUCAGUCUUGCCAUCCUUCUUCCCAGGCUGGGCAACGGCUUUCAGAGAAGGCUGUGGCCCAGACUCUCCCUCCAAUCCAGCUUCCUGUGUCCUUCGUUCAGCACGGAACCAUGGGGCAGGUUCCCUAUUUCCCUGGUUCUCCAGCCACACAAAACACUCAGAAAACAGGCCCUUCCUUGGAAGAGAAGCCCUUACCUCCUUGUGAGUUGAGUGAGUUGGGGCAGACUCAAAUCAUACUCAAAACGCCCGAAGUUGAGCUCAGUGCUGCAGCUCCGGCUGUGAACUGCACUGAUCCCAGUUUAGCUGCCAGUAACUGGAAGGCCGUAGGGGCGCUCCCAAAUGGCAGUGCCGGUCCAGAGGCAAACGAAGCUUCAAAGCAAAAGCUGUCAGUUAACGAGCGUGGUGUUGGAGUAUUUCCUUCACAGGAUCCAAUCCAGCAACUGAUGCCUCCAUGGAUUUACAACGAUAAUUUAGUUCCAGAUUUAUACAAGAAAAUUUUGGAAACCACUAUGACACCUGCUGGGAUAGACACUGGCAAGCUGUAUCCCAUUCUCAUGUCCUCUGGGCUUCCCAGGGAGACUCUUGGACAAAUUUGGGCCUUAGCCAAUCGGACCACUCCUGGGAAGCUUACCAAAGAAGAACUGUAUUCUGUUCUGGCUAUGAUUGCGGUGACUCAGAGAGGAGUUCCAGCCAUGAGUCCUGACAGUCUCAACCAGUUUCCUUCAGCCCCAAUCCCUACACUAAGUGGGCUUCCAAUGGCGAUUCCGGUCACUGUGGGCCAGCAGCCGAUGAUGCCCACCGGGCAGCCAGUCUCCAUGCCCCUUAAUCUGGGGCCUCCUCUUGUGGGGAUCAGCAUGGCAGCGCCCGUGAGUGGAUCUGCAGCACAGGCUCCCAGCAAUUUCAUGCAGACUUUCCCUGUGGUCCAGGCAGCCAAACCAGAUGAUGACGACUUCCAGGAUUUCCAAGACGCUUCUAAGUCAGGAGGGCUUGAUGAUACCUUUACAGAUUUUCAAAGGGAGGUGCCUGGAUCAAGCAAAGCAACCGCAGCACAACUCCGGAGCAGCGCUCCUUCGAUGCUGAUACCUCUUUCUGGCACAGAAAUGCUGCCGGCAGUGGAUAAAUACGCUGUUUUUAAAAGGAUCACCUCUGACAAACCUGCUGAAGGCACAGCCUCGCUUGGAGAUUACGGGGACAAAUACAGCGCUUUUCGAGAACUGGAGCAGCCAUCCGAGAGUAAAUCCAUAGGAGACAGCUUCGCAGAAUUCAAAUCUGCAGGAACCGACGAUGGCUUCACAGAUUUCAAAACGGCGGACAGCGUCUCUCCCCUAGACCCACCGACAAAAGAUAAACCCUUUCUUCCACCUUUCUCUUCUCUACCUACCCAGUCAAAGCCGCAGUCACAAGUCAAGCAGUCUCUGAAUUUGGCAGAGUUGGAUCUGUUUUCCUCAGCCCCUGCCGGAGAGAACAGACCUCUUCCCGUUCCAGCUGCCUACAAUUCCCCAAAACUGGCAUCUUUCCCUGCCCCACCACCUGCAACAUCAGCUGCUGCUGCUCUGCCAGUGGCCAGCAAUAGCUCAAUUUUGGCCGACGAUUUUGCCGACUUCAACCUAUUUGGGGGGAUGUCAAAUUGCACCUCGGCCACAACUCAGGAUGAAUUUGCAGAUUUCAUGGCCUUUGGAAACAGCGCCAGCUCUUCCAAGCCACCAGUAGAUGAGAAAUACAGCUCCCUCAAGCAGGAAGGCAGCCCCAUUCCUCCACCUGGCUGCUUAGCCAAUGCUGUGAAAAGUCCAGCUCCCGCUUCCACCAAAUAUGACAUCUUCAAACAGCUGUCUCUGGAUGGCCCUGGAUUAGGCUUUGAGGAGCUGAAGGACCACACCCCUUCAUCAGUGAAGAGCGAAGAUGACUUUCCCGACUUACACUCAAACAGGUUUUCCUCGAGUUCUGAAAAAUCCCUGGUUGACAAACUGGCUGCUUUCAAGCAUGCCAAAGAGGAUUCAGCCUCUGUCAAGUCCCUGGAUCUCCCAUCCAUUGGGGGCAGCAGUGUAGGAAAGGAAGACUCCGAAGAUGCACUCUCUGUUCAGUUGGACAUGAAACUGGCGGACGUAGGAGGCGACCUUAAGCAUGUCAUGUCAGAUAGUUCUUUGGAUUUGCCAACCGUUAGUGGCCAACAUCCGCCGGCAGCAGAUGUUGAUGACUUGAAAUGUGCCCCUUUUGGAAGCUGUAGCAAUGGCUCUGCUCUAAGUAGCUUCCCAAGCUAUGAUUGGUCUGAAAAGGAAGACAUCUACUCAAGUAAGAAGUCUACCUCCUUUUCCAUUCCUCCAGGAAGUGGAUCCUCCUUGGCUACCUCAGUCCUCCAGAAGAAGGAGACUUUCUUUGGCAGCUCAGAAAAUAUCACCAUGACCACUGUUUCCAAAGUGACAACCUUUGCUAGUGAGGAUGCUCUUCAGGAUGGGAAGUUUUUGCCCUGCACAGACUUCAAAGAUUCUGAACCUCGGUCUGCGGACCAGAGUGAUGAUGAUGUCGAAGACUUUGGAGAGUUUGCACGGCCUUUGGGAGAGACAUGUGAGAAAUUCGCCACUGGUACGAUCCAAGAGGCUGGAUCAGCUGGUGUCUCCUUGGAAACCUCCAAAGAAAGCACAGAUGACUUUGGGGAGUUUCAGAGUGAAAAGCCAAAGAUCACCAAGUUCGACUUCUUGCUGGCAACUUCCCAAGGGAAAGUAAAGUCGAGUGAGGAGAUGAUCAGGAGUGAGCUUGCAACCUUUGAUCUCUCUGUUCAAGGAUCUCACAAAAGGAGUCUGAGUUUGGGUGAUAGGGAGAUCAGUCGCUCCUCGCCUUUGCCACCUGUGGAGCAACCCUUUCGAGAUCGGUCAAAUACUCUCAGUGAGAAGCCUGCCCUGCCUGUCAUUCGAGACAAAUACAAGGAUCUUACAGGGGAAGUUGAGGAAAGUGAGAGAUAUGCUUAUGAAUGGCAGAGAUGCUUAGAAAGUGCCCUCCAAGUCAUCAGGAAGGCCAAUGAUACCCUGAACGGAAUCAGCAGUUCAUCUGUGUGCACAGAAGUAAUCCAGUCUGCACAAGGCAUGGAAUAUUUAUUAGGGGUCGUCGAGGUUUAUAGAGUCACGAAACGGGUUGAGCUGGGCAUCAAGGCGACGGCAGUCUGUAGCGAGAAGCUGCAGCUACUGCUGAAGGACAUCGAUAAAGUGUGGAACAACUUGAUUGGCUUCAUGUCGCUCGCCGCUUUAACGCCUGAUGAAAACUCACUGGAUUUCUCCUCUUGCAUGCUUCGCCCAGGAAUUAAAAACGCCCAGGACCUGGCCUGUGGGGUCUGUCUGUUAAAUGUAAAUUCCCGAAGCAAAAGAGAAGAGAAGCCUGCAGAAGACCAUCCUAGAGAAGCCUUCAACUCAGAAACGGACAACUUCAAGCUUGCCUACGGAGGACACCAGUACCAUGCCAGCUGCGCCAACUUCUGGAUCAACUGUGUGGAACCCAAACCCCCCGGCCUCAUCCUGCCCGACCUGCUUUAAGCGGAUUUCAGUCAAAGUCAUCUUGGUCUCGACAGGGAGCUACUGAUUCACUGGACAAGGGGUGAGGGUGGAAGAGGCUAGUCAGCAAGUACUUUUGGAAACUCUCCUGAGCCUAGUGGUUAGAGUAUUUAUGACAUGAUUGUUUUAGGUGAGAAUCUUACCUUGAAAGGGUGGAAGCCACUAUUUUUUUUAAUCUACAAGUUUCUUGUGAAGGACUUGGCAAGGGUUGGAAAUACCCACUGAUCUUUGAAAUUUUGCACUGAGGCCCAAAGCUGCAUUUCACGAGCGGCGUUCAUCCAGUCUCUUUCAGGUGUGGCAAAUUGCUGUUCUUUUACUGAGGGCCUGGUGGAGGCCCCAAACGCCCCUCUUCCCCCUUUGCCUCUCAGGGGUUACGGAAAUGGCUCCAUCCCCCGCCAUGGAAAGUCAAAGGGAGUUAGGUUGCUAGGUUUGAUCUGGGGUGGUCGGUGGUUGCGUGCUGUUCGACGAUUCCCCAUUUCUGGACCUGCCUUUGUGCUUUUAAAAUGAGCUUAACUGUCCUAGAUUCCCUCUUCCUCUGCGUCCCCCUCCCCCAGCCCACCUGGAAAAUUGCUCUUUCCCGAACAAACCUGCUGGCGGUCGUUCUCAGGCCCAUCACAGUCUGUUCAUGGUGCUUGGGUUGCCAGUGAAGAGAUAGGCCGUGGCUCUUUUAUGGUCCUGCAGACCUGUCCAUAAUAAUUCAGGCUCUGUGUUUUAAGAAUAAGGUGUCCCAAGAGGGCAGUAUGGAAUAUUAACAGGAAAAAUGUGCAUUUAGGGAGGGGAAGGGGUGGCUUUGUGGAGUGAAGUGUGCCUUUUCCAAAUGGGCAUUACCACUAUCAGCGAGUUGCUAAGCUUGCUGCAAGCAAAGAGAGCCUCGUGUAGGUGUGAACAAAACCAGCGGCCUUCUAGAUGGCAUUGGGCAAUAACUCCCCAUCAGUCUCAGCCAACGUGCACCAUUGCCAGAGUGAUGGGGGUUGUAGUCCAGCAGCAUCUGGAGGGCCAUUGGUUCCCCUGCCUUGAUUCAAUGGUCAUAUCUGAAACUCAUGCCAGUAGAAACCCUCUUCUUGGGAACAUUUAAUCUGUUAAGGGAGUACCUUGUAUUGUCUUGUGGCUUAGAUUAUAAGAGAUGUAGUGAAGCAGCACAGGCGGUUGCUUUUACUGCUGUAGCGCAGCACUGAAAUUGAAUGGGGCUUUUUAACGAGGCUUAAUGAAGCAGGAGCCCAGAUUGUAGCAUUAAAAAGUGGGUAAUUUCAACUUUUCAGAAACUGGCCUCCAGUGUCCCUUCUUGCUUUGACUCCAGCCAGUUUGAAGGUUAACUUUACUCAGUGUUCUUCAGUGCCUGGCAUCAAUCUGUUACGGCCACUUGACACUCUGAGAACAAGUGAUGUCCCAUUCCCAACAUGCUGGGCUUGGGAAUCAGCAGCUUUUCCCAUUCUUUCUUAUUCCGCAUCGAGAACAUUGCAUAAAGCUGGUCCAUGUGAGGGGAUGUCAGAAAGGUUUCUCCCAGUGCCCCUGUGUGCACAUGUUUCCCAUGUGCCUAGCUGUGCGUCUCCUCCACUGAAAACUGAGCAUGCCCUGAAGACUGGAAUCGGGAGUGCCAGACUUACAAUAUGAAAAUCCCAGCAAGAGUGAGUCCUAGGGAAUAUUCAUGGCAUGUGAGAUUUGGAUUCUCACUUUGGAGCAGCAGGUGCUGGAGUAUAUCUGUAUGUCUUUUUAGCAUGUGGUGCAUUAUUUCCUCUGGAUUCUUUCUCUUGUGGUCGACAGUAGACCCCUCCCUAAGCACUAGUUGGACAUCAUAAAUACCUGCUGUCACCAUACCAGGGCGUUCAGAUAACGCAUUCAUAAUCAGCUUGUAGUGACUGUCAUCCUCCAGAGUGACCCAGAAUGCACACUUUUGUCAUCCUAAGUGACAAGAGCAGCCUUCUUCAAUCUGACUGGCUCUGGGUGCGGCGAGCAGUAAAUCCAACACAUCUGAAAAAAUGUCAGGUUUUGUUUGAUUUCAUCGCUAGACUGCCUCAUAUCCAAAGCUCCUUGGGUGUACCACAAAAAAUUCAACCCCAGUGCACAACAUGGUAAAAACUCUUAAAAAUACAAUGUUUAAAAGCAACAUCAAACAGCUAAAAAUGUUUGCAUUAAGAAACCGGGACCUGAAAAAGCAAGGGACGCUAAAAGCUGAACUAAGUGGACGACUCAGAAGACUCUGACCUCACCCCUCACAUCAGCCUUGGAAAGCGACGGCACCGAGGCAUCUGCUUCUGUGCAAGCUAGAGACAACCCAGCACUUCACCCCUGCUCUCAGGUGUGUAGAAGAAAGAAGCUUGAUCUCACACCCAUGUGCGGAUCCUGAAUGGAGGCCGUGGUGGAAGCUGCGUGUUGCUGAUCGGCAGCACUUUUCUUGGAGAAGCUAAACUGGCUGCUGGAGGGUCAGCUAGAGACCCACACGAGGCAUCAGUGGACUCAGCUUGCUUAAAUGGUAGAACAUGAGACAAUUUCUUGCAUGCGCUGACUCAGACCGAUAUGUACCUAACAGGGCAAGGGGGACCCUUUAUUUACAGCUCCUGCACGAAUACGUCAGCAUUUAUUUUAACCUCAUUCCAUUAGGCAUCGAAGAGCUGAGGUGAGCAUUCACGGCGGGGACUGUCCGGAGAGCCAUUCCAAGAAGCACAUUGAUGUUUUGGGCUCCGGUUUCCUCUAGGAAUAACGCCUUUUGGCCUGUUAUUCCAGGCUCCGAGGAGAUAUUGGAGAGGGAGCCAAGGGUCUCCAAUCAAAUUACAGUGGAGCGUAUUAAACUGCGACUGUGGCGAGAGCCAGGGCAGAUAACAAGAGCAGAAAAUAGCCAGCCAGCUUCUCCAAACAGCGUAGCCUCUACCAAAAGAAAGGGAAAUGAUGUGAAACAAAGCACUUUUCUUUUGUGUUCUCAAGCUCUAAACAAUUUCACUUUUUUUAACUAGUGAAAGGCUGUUGUUUUGUUGUGGUGGGCACAGAGAAAAGGAGAAAGGAGAGGUAUUUUCGCCUUACCAUGCCCCUCAUUAAACAAAAAACAAAAAAACAGGAUUGCGCUCUCUCAUCCCUUCUGCUAUUAUUCUGUUAGCCUAGGGCCCUGGUGUCCUUGGAAACUGUAUCCAAGGUUACAGUAUGUUCCCAGACUUCAUUGUGUUGGGCUUUGCUUUUUCAUCUUCUGGUUUUGACUGCCGGUUUCCCAGCCAGGCAAAGGGUUUUCCAAGCCUAACCCCUCCCUCCUCCUCUUUGCUUUAAAAUGCAUGCACUUUUUUUCCAUGGGUGGGAUAUCAGCACCCCACUGAAGUGUUGUUGUUUUGGCUGGUGCUGUCGCUUUGUUUUUAAAUGUGCAGGUGUGGAGUCUUGCAAGUUGUGCGCUGCCUGCCCGAGCAGCGUCCCUUUUCUCUUUUGGGGUUCACUGCAGCUUUUCCUUGCAUCUGCUUUUAGAAAGUGUGGUAGCCCUUGGGCUCUGCCGGUUCCUAAAUGAUGCCCUUGCCCCAUGUCCAUUUCCUUGCGUCAGUCACAGUGCGCCUCUAAAGGGUGGGUCAGAAGGACCCAAAGUGGCACGUGGCGGGAAUCCGAACUUAACGUUCGGGACCUUCCGUGUCACAGACCCACAAAGGCUGCAUGUGAUCGCGGAGCUGCCUUUAUCCAACCCGUUACGGUGGGCAUUGAUUACUCUGGCCUGCAGGCAUGUGGGCAGCGUAACCACCAGACUGGGCUCUCUGCAGCCAUUUUGUUGGCUUUUAUAGGACCAGAACAUAUUUCAUGCACUGGCGGCCAGAUCGGGGUUGGGACAAGGUACCAAAAAGAACUGGGGCCCCAGCUCCCAGGACCAAAGACAUGCACAGAGGUGCAGAUGCUAAUUCACGUGUUUCCUAAAGCCUCUCUCUGCAUAUGUUUCUUUACCAGAAGCCUGUCUCCUAAGGGCACCCCUAUUUUUGAAAAAGGGAUGUAUGGAUAGAGGAGUGGAAAGCUUUUGACUUCAGGGGAGAAAGUUCAGGCGGCAAGAACUGCAGCACGUGCAGGCAAAGAGCUGGCUGAUCUGGGGCGCCGGUCCAGCAGUGGUCAUCAGGGCCCCUGGACUUCUCUUCCCCUGUGCAGCGACAGCAGGAUGGCACUUCUCAGAGACGUGGGCUCUCGAGAGACAUGGGGCUUCAGCCCUAGUGGGCUGCCCCAUAACAGGAUGCCUGGAUCCCCAUGGCACCACAACGUAACUCGCUGUUUCUUGAGUUCUCUCUCACUCUCAAGGAGCGCAGGAGAGCGUCUUCAAAGCCUCCUCCGCUCCCUGUGCAGCCCUCGGAAAGACGGACAAGAAGGGCCCCCCACAGGGGUGUUGUCCAACCGUGUGCAGGAUCGGUACCACAGUGGCCUGCGCAGAGACGGCUAGUCACACGCGCCUCACUGAAAGUGAGCAGCAGUUUCAUUGCAGCAAAGUGCCGGUAGCUUUCAAGGGCCUCCUUUGUUUUGGAGCAGGCCCGUAUCUUCCCAAGGUGCAAGGAUGUGCCCCUUUUUUAAGGCUAAGGGGGGAUUUUGGGGGAGGAGGGAAAAAGUUCUUCGGCAAACCAUUCCUGUAAAUAUUCAGGCUCACUCUCUUUAAGUCCCUGGGAAUCCACACAUGUGGGCGAGUUUGGAAGGUUUUGCCGGAGAGCAGCAUUUUGGCAGGUGCCUUCUUGCUCCUGUGCGCGCUCCUAGUGGACUUUCUGCUGGACUCGGUUCCUUUUUCUGCGUUGUAACGGCAGAGGAAAAGUAUCCCCUUGGAAACAUGGCUGUAUCAUUGGCAUGUCAAGGGGACUGGGUAUGAAGGUUUGCCCUGUCACCCCCUCUCCCAAAAAGAAAGCCCGUGUGAUGUAGUGGUUCAGAGCUUGGGACUUAGGUGGUCUGGGUUCUAGUUCCCACUCAGCUUUGGAGCCACCUGGGUGACUUCAGGCCAGUCACAGGCUCUCAGCCCAGCCUACCUCACAAGGUGGUUGUUGGGGGAACAAGACUGAGAAAAGGCAGAGAAUGAUGUAAGCCACUUUGAGUUCUUUACGAAAGAAAAAGGCAGGCUAUUCAUCUAAUUAAAUAAAAUUAAAGCUGGUGUGGCAUUACUACCUUAGCUUGUAUAAAUGCUAUGCUUUCUAUUAUUUAAUUCAGUUUUUUAGUGGAUUAAAAAUGUUGUGUAGGUUCAAAAAGAGCUGCAUCAUUGUGAAUGCUUUCCCCCCCCUUUAAAGUGUGUGUGUACCUUCCAUCGCUGUCUCAGCUGCCUCUGGAAUGCCUUUGUGGUUGGCAUGGCUGUGAUUUAAUGCCUGGUUUUACUUGGUCAUGUGGUGUUGCUGAUACCUUUUAAAAGAGGAGGUGAAUGAGACUCUCCCUUUGAAAAAGCUGGAUUUAUUUUGCUUGAAGUGGUGUACAAACCCCGUAUUGAUCCCUGUGAAAUCCCGAAUAAAAUACUCUCUCCUUUUCCCACCCCAUUUUUACUUUAUAAAAAGGCGGUGUGGUCAGUUGUUGAAGUUUAAUAAAACCUCAAAUGAA